Penicillium maclennaniae is the source of this 933-nucleotide messenger RNA. Its product is annotated as SANT/Myb-like DNA-binding domain-containing protein. The coding region runs from base 1 to 933 and encodes 310 amino acids. NCBI's taxonomy places the organism in Eukaryota, Fungi, Ascomycota, Eurotiomycetes, Eurotiales, Aspergillaceae. The record is from RefSeq and is a predicted model, not a curated record. The transcript has a single exon.
AUGUCCGUGAUACUUUCGGACCCGUAUCGAGACUUCGUGAUCCACUGCCCUUCUCCAAACAAGCCUGACGACUAUGAUCUGAUCGUGUUCGGUUCGUCCCCGUCACAGCUGUGCACCAAGCUGAUGAGCGGACUUCCCUUUCCCUCCGAGAAUACUCUCCCUUCCUUUGGCACGCACCUGACGGUGCUGCCUCAUCCUGUCUGUCAGCCGAACAGCCACGAUGAGCCUCAGUCAGCCUAUGUGAGCGUAAAUCAGAUGCUCCCGCAUCAUCUGCCUCACUAUGACUACGUGAUAUCGACUCCACAGGAGAGCAGGAAACGGGUCCGGUCCAGAAAUGAAAACGACCUUGACCGUGACAUCGAUCGCAAUAUGAGAAUGCACCAAUCUCUCCCACCGUUGUCUAUAGAUGUCCCUUCAGUUUCAGCCACAGAGCCUCGACAGGUCUUGUACCCAAUGCAUGGCGACUACUCGACUUCUCACCCGUCCUCUGGUCACGACUUAUCUCCGCCUAUUUCUCUGUCCGUUCCGCAGCACCAUCACCACCACCGUCUCCCUCCCCAGGCGCUGCUGGACUCCAGCCAUGGCCUGGGUUCUCACUCGCCCCCGAUGCCGGGAGUACCACCCAGCGUCGUGGGUCAACCUGGAAUGCCCGAGCCAGCGCCAAGGCCCCGAGGGCCCAAGCUCAAGUUCACCCCGGAAGAAGAUGCGUUGCUUAUUGAUUUGAAAGAGGACAAAAAUUUGACUUGGAAACAGAUCGCGGACUUCUUUCCGGGCAGAACAAGUGGCACUUUGCAAGUCCGGUACUGUACCAAGCUGAAGGCGAAGGAUGUGGUCUGGACGGAUGAAAUGGUAAGCGCAUUCCCUUUCUUGGAAGAUUUUGACGUUGAUCAUAGUCUGCAUGUAGGUACAAAGACUGCAUCACGCAAUGGAUGA